Molecule: messenger RNA, 2220 nt
Organism: Desarmillaria tabescens
Lineage: Eukaryota; Fungi; Basidiomycota; Agaricomycetes; Agaricales; Physalacriaceae
Exons: 8
Coding region: 58-2139 (693 amino acids)
Biological process (GO): diacylglycerol catabolic process; arachidonate metabolic process
Molecular function (GO): lipase activity
Source: RefSeq, a predicted model, not a curated record
CUCAUUGCCAUCUCCAAGCAGCUGUACGCAAGCUGCAAGCCUUGAUAUGCUACAUCUAUGGCCAUUAUGGAAAACUGGGAUUCCUAUGGCAGAAAUACUCUAGAUUUGGCCUCUUCUGCUGCAUCACUUGGAUUUUCGGUCGUCAAAGCAGGUACCAAACUGGGGUUCUCGGUUACACGAAACGUAGCAUCGGCAGCCGUCAAAGUAACGACCUCCGUUGUAGACAACACUCUCUUCGGCGGAAGUGAUGUCACACAGCCAGUCGUAGGUGGCGCCGUAUCCUCUGUCAUUUCCUUCGCCGAGCAGAUUACCCUGGCGCCUAUUUUUCUAAGCGAAUAUAUCACAUCUACAUCUAUAAUUGCCGCUCACAGCUCCAUCAACGUUCUCAGCGUUAUCUUCCCCGGAAGCAGUGAAACCUCCUUUUCUUUGGUCGCCUUUCUUGCCCUACUCAAACGAGAGUGGCAGGAGCUUGGUCAUGCGGGAAAUCUUCCUGAAAAACAGUAUGGGUUGACCCAAGUUGCGAGAGGUGUCAUUGCUUGGGUUUCUCUACAAGGAGUUACCCGGGAGUGGCAAGAGAAAAGAUUCUUCAAGUCCCUCCGAGAAAUCCAUGUUCGAGAUCCGCCGCGAAGCAUCGAAUCUUUACACGCUCGCCGAGGAUCCCGUGUGCGUGUCACAUCAGAUAUUAUCUUUCCUGGCAAUCGCGCCCAAAUUAUCGCCGCCGAUAUUGGAGAGGCGCCUCCGCGCGCCCAAUCCGUAGCCCACCACCGCCACAAGGUAGCGCAUACUAAAUCAUCACCACAAGUCUUCGUCGAACCCAAAAGACUCUCAAAUGCUGCCUUGAAAGCAACUUUGCGUAGGCUCUCGAAAAUGGUCCUCGCAGGUUACGGCGGACCGACGCUGCUGUUCUUCGGCGUACCCUUGACACCAUCUGGGUCUAUGCCUGCCGGUUCCCCGCAGGCACGAUCGGAGGAGGCCCAGCUUGCGCGCGCUAUCAAUGCUUCUGAAGCUGAAGCCAGUGGGGACUUGUCCGAACGAGAGGUACCAUCACCAAUACCAGAUUCGUAUUCUUGGUGGGAUGUAAUGCUCGGGAAGCACGACCAUGACAUCUUCUCACAGUUUGCAAAGUCUUCCAACGAACACAUCCAAGCGGAUGUAGUAAUCGGACAAGAGCAUCUCAUGCCUCGUUUCUGGGUUUUGACCGAUCAUGGUCGACGACAAGUAGUUCUCGUAAUUCGCGGCACGAUGUCUCUCAAUGAGAUUGCGGUAGAUUUGACAUGCGAUCCGGAAGAGUUUGCGCCGUCGAGAACAACAACAUUAGAGCAUGACGAGACGCCUAUUCCUGGACAGUUUUCUUUUCCUACCUCAGAACCACCAUUACCGAAGUAUCAGGUCCACAGUGGGAUUCUUCGCAUGGCAAAGGCGAUGGGAGAUGUCGGAAAACCAGUUCAAAUUGCCGUACAAGAAGCGUUACAUCGAAAUCCUGGAUAUGAUCUGGUUAUUUGUGGACACAGUCUUGGUGCAGGCGUUGCGGCAGUGUUGGGUCUGAUGUGGGCAGACGUGAGGACGUGUUUGACCGUUCGCUCGAGCGGCCUCCCGGUAAAACGACGGGUUUCUGUGUAUUGCUUUGCCCCACCGGCAACUACUGAUGUCCCCCUUGCCAAAUUGUCCGAAAAUCUGAUUGUGUCGUUUGUGUAUUCUCAUGAUGUCGUAUCUCGGCUGUCCAUAGGAACGGUCAAGGACCUCAGAAAUGCAGCCAUGUGGUUGUGUGACGCAGAUGUUGCAGGGGGUGCCUUGCGAGAGUCGGGUUAUGCAGCUGUGACAGACCGUGCAAACAAGUGGAAGGCUGGAAUGGGCUCACAAGAUGAUCCGGAUUGGUUUAUUGCUAUGCGGAAGACACUAGAAGCGAACAUGCAACAGCCAAAAAAGAUGUUUCCGCCAGGUCGGCUACUCUGGGCCCUUAGAGACAGCGACCUGCAUCCUACACAUCGUUCAGGAGAGUCAAGUUCUGGACCAGAUAAACUGAGAUUGUUCGAAGUUCUUGACGUGGAGAAGACCUUUUCACAAAUAUUAUUUGCGAAGGAUAUGCUGAGUGCCCAUUUUCCACACAAGUAUGACAGCGUUUUGCAUGACCUGCUCUGACUGAUGUUUACAUGUACCGUGCAUCGUAUUUCUGCCGUCAACCCUUUAGACGUGAGCAUCUUUCACAUAAUAAUUUUACAA